AUGUUGGCGCAAAGGUCAAAAAGGACGCCAACAAUUACGGAUAAAUCGGUUGACACGAGACGUCGUGACAAGACCGACAUUGUUCAAGUUAUUCAACGAACCCGUUCAACAACAUUUCCAACCAGCCCCAGUCGUGGAGGUCCGUCACCGACGGGACUCGAGCUCGGCUCGUGUGCGUGUGCGCGAAGCGGCAGUCUGGCCUCGACGGCCGAGUGGCCCGAGAGGGCAGAUGCC
Messenger RNA from Protopolystoma xenopodis, 234 nucleotides. The record is from the annotation of a GenBank genome assembly. Lineage: Eukaryota; Metazoa; Platyhelminthes; Monogenea; Polystomatidea; Polystomatidae.